GUGGGGCGGGGCGACGUGGGACUCGGCUGGCGGCGACGGCGGCUGCAGGAAAUCGGGGCUGGGCCCCGCCGGCGCCCGCGCGAUCGCAUCCCAGUCUCCGUCCCAGCCGAGCGAUCCUCAGGCCGGGCCAUGGACACAACGGAGCCGGGGCUACCCCCGGCUCCAGAGAGCAGAAAGAGGUACAGCGAUAUCUUCCGGAGCCUGGACAACCUUGAGAUCUCACUGGGGAACGUGACCUUUGAGAUGCUGGCUGGAGACCCUGUGCUUUCAGGAGACCCAGAACCUGACAAGACCCCUACAGCCACUUUGACCAGUGAAACCAGCCAUUGGAGUGUCUCCUCCCCAGAGGGUCCUGCACCCCUUACAGGGGAGGAACUGGACUUGCGGCUCAUUCGGACCAAGGGGGGCGUGGAUGCAGCCCUGGACUAUGCCAAGACCUGGAGCCGCUAUGCCAAGGAGCUGCUGUCCUGGACUGAGAAGAGAGCCAGCCAUGAGCUGGAGUUUGCCAAAAGCAUCAUGAAGAUCGCUGAGGCUGGCAAGAUGACAAUCCACCAGCAGAGCCACAUGCCACUGCAGUACAUCUACGCCCUGUUUCUGGAGCAUGACCUCAGCCUGGGAGCCCUGGCCCUGGAGACAGUGGCCCAGCAGAAAAGAGAUUACUAUCAGCCCCUGGCUGCCAAACGGACUGAGAUUGAGAAGUGGCGGAAGGAGUUCAAGGAGCAGUGGAUGAAGGAGCAGAAGCGGAUGAACGAGGCGGUGCAGGCCCUGCGGCGGGCCCAGCUCCAGUACAUGCAGCGCAGCGAGGACCUGCGAGUACGCUCUCAGGUAUCCCCUGAAGACUCGGGCCCCCAGGCUUCGCCGGGACCCAACAGGCAGCAGGAGCGGCGGCGGCGCUCGCGAGAGGAGGCCCAGGCCAAGGCUCAGGAGGCCGAGGCGCUGUACCAGGCCUGCGUCCGGGAGGCCAAUGCUCGGCAGCAGGACCUGGAGGCCGCCAAGCAGCGGAUCGUGUCACAUGUGCGCAAGCUGGUGCUGCAGGGCGACGAAGUGCUGAGGCGGGUGACCCUGGGAUUGUUCCGGCUCAGAGGGGCUCAGGCAGAGCGUGGCCCCCGUGCCUUCGCCGCCCUGGCGGAGUGCUGCGCACCCUUCGAACCCGGCCAGCGUUACCAGGAGUUUGUGCGGGUGCUGCAGCCCGCCUCCCCGCCUCCCCCGCCACCUGCCUUCUCUUUCCAGGAGUUCAUGUAUAGUUCCCCUCUGGACACAAAAAAAAAGCUCUCUGGUCCCCCACCUCCACGGCUGGAUGAGAGUGCAACUGAGCCCAGCCCUUGGGAGGACACUGGCACAGGCUGGCAGGGAACUCCGGGCAGCGAUGUGGACAGCGUGGGUGGUAGCAGUGAGUCUCAGCCCUUGGACUCUCCCACUUCCAGCCCAGGCUCUGGCACGAGGCGGCUGGUGAAAGCCGCAUCCAUAGGCACCGAAUCUUCUGAUGACUUUGAGGAGCGAGACCCUGAUCUGGGAGAUGGGCUGGACAACGGGCCAGGCACCCCCUUCAAGAAAUGGACACUGUCCUGCGCAGCCCAGACCCACCGGCUGCGGCGGCUGCGGGGCCCAGCCAAGUGCCGAGAGUGUGAGGCUUUCAUGGUCAGCGGGACCGAGUGCGAGGAGUGCUUUCUGACCUGCCACAAGCGCUGCCUCGAGACGCUACUGAUCUUCUGCGGACAUAAGCGGCUUCCAGCCCGGGCCCCCCUCUUUGGGGUCAACUUCCUGCAACUGCCCAGGAACUUCCCCGAGGAGGUGCCCUUUGUGAUCAGCAGGUGCACGGCCGAGAUAGAACAGCGUGCCCUGGGUGUGCAGGGCAUUUAUCGGGUCAGCGGAUCCCGGGUCCGCGUGGAACGGCUAUGCCAGGCUUUUGAGAACGGCCGAGAAUUGGUUGACUUGUCAGGGAACUCGCCUCACGAUGUCUCGAGUGUUCUCAAGCGAUUCCUCCAGGAGCUCACUGACCCUGUGGUCCCCUUCCACCUCUACGACGCCUUCAUCUCUCUGGCUAAGACCCUGCAUGCAGACCCUGGGCAAGACCCUGGGACCCUCAGCCCCAGCCCUGAGGUUAUCUGCUCGCUGAAGACCCUCUUGGUGCAGCUGCCUGACUCUAACUACAACACCCUGCGGCACCUGGUGGCCCAUCUGUUCAGGGUGGCUGCACAGUUUAAGAAGAACAAGAUGUCUGCCAACAACCUGGGCAUCGUGUUUGGGCCGACACUGCUGCGGCCGCCGGACGGUACAGGAGAAGCCACUGCCGGCCCUGUCACCUGCCUGCUGGACUCCGGGCACCAGGCCCAGCUCAUCGAGUUCCUCAUUGUGCACUAUGAGCAGAUCUUUGGGACUGAUGAGCUCCUCCUGGCCACUGAGCCCCUGCCCCAAGACCCCAGCCCACCCACUGAGAUCCUCCCACCCAGUCCCCAGCUGCCACACCCACAACUUGCCCAGGACCCCCUGCCCCCAUCCCUAACCUGGGACCCCAACCCAGACCCCAUGCCCCUUAGUCCCCUGGAGAAGCAUCCUGAAGUCAUGCCUCCAGAGAUUCCAACCCUGCAGAAUGACCAGGGAGAGGAAGUAGCCAAAGACACCAAAAAUGAGGGAGGGGAAGCGUCCAGCCAAGGCUCCAAGGACUCAUUCUUGGGGACACAAUCCCGUGGGCACUUCAGCCGCCAGCCUGUGAAGUAUCCCCGGGGGGGCACGCGGCCUGUCACCCACCAGCUGUCCAGCUUGGCCCUAGUAGCAUCCAAAUUGUGCGAGGAAACCCCUGUCACAUCAGUGCCCCAAGGGAGCUUGCGGUGGCGAGGACCGGGCCCUGCUGCCACCUCCCGUGAGGGCAGUCCUCUGCGCCGCACUCCACUGCCCAAGCAUUUUGAGAUUACCCAGGAGACAGCCCGGCUACUCUCCAAGCUGUACGAGUCUGUGCCCAAGGCCACCUGCUGCCCAGACCCUCAGACUGAGGAAGCUGAGGACCAUCUCUGACCAAGAUGCCCAGGACUGAAGAGAUGGAUUCACUUCUCCCCAGGAGUUCAGUGUUGCGGUGUCCAGAGCAUUCCUAUGUGGAAAGACUAUACCACCCCGGGGAGGACUAAAACCUUUUUUUGGGGCAAUGUACAGGGAUCCCCCCAAUAGAUAUCAAGCAUCAGGGCCACUCAGGUUCAAAGGUCAUUCAGGGUCAACACUCAGGGUCAAAACAUGUCAUAGGAUCCUUGAGGUCACCCUAGUCUCUAAUCCCUGGGACAGAGGUGCUUUUUGCUUCUUUGGUUGUGGCCACUCCCCAUCUCUGUCUGCCUCCUUAGCUGAUCCCAAGUGACCAGCUCUUGGAGGGUGUGAGCAACGCAGACUUAACAUCCUGGUGGUGCCUGGGGUCUGGUGGCCUCUGAAUAAACUGAGUCCUUUAUA
This is a messenger RNA of Vicugna pacos (alpaca), 3432 nucleotides long. It is a transcript of the gene GMIP, whose product is annotated as GEM interacting protein. Lineage: Eukaryota; Metazoa; Chordata; Mammalia; Artiodactyla; Camelidae. Gene Ontology annotation, cellular component: plasma membrane. Gene Ontology annotation, molecular function: GTPase activator activity. The record is from RefSeq and is a predicted model, not a curated record. Gene Ontology annotation, biological process: negative regulation of GTPase activity; activation of GTPase activity; signal transduction.